AUGGCAGAAUACAAAGGUGCAUCUUCCGAAGGUCAACGUCAAGCGAUGCUGGAGAAACAGCGCGCCAAGAUGUUGAGCGAUUUCGAAAAGCAAAGAGAAAAGAUUACAAAGGACAAUCAAGUCAAUGUCACUUCAAGCAAGUUUGUUACCCAGAAUGCAGACGUAGAGGGUUUUUUAAAGAAAGAAACGGUGGGUCUGUACAAGUUGGAAGACUUUCAAAAGAUCAGGAUGGAAAUUGAAGUGCAGAAAGAGAGGGAAGCGGCAAGAACUUCCGAGUUAAAGACUGACAAGCUCAAAAAGUCUAAAAAGAAGAAGAAGCCUGAAGUCAAGCUAUCAUUCGACAUAGAUGGUGAAGAAGAAGUUAGCGCAGAUAGCAAGAAUAGCCAAACUGGUGACAAGCGAAUUGGUGAUUCGAUAGAAUCUAUGCCAAAGAAGUCUAAAAUAGGUAAGAAUCCUAGCGUUGAUACUUCUUUCCUGCCUGACAGGGAACGAGAAGAACAAGAAAGAAGGGAAAGGGAGCAACUAAGGCUGGAGUGGUUACGGAAACAAGAAGAGGUUAAAAACGAGAAGAUCCAGGUCACAUACUCGUACUGGGAUGGUACUGGGCAUCGUAAGACGGUAACAUGCAAGAAAGGAGAUACUAUUACACAGUUCUUGGAAAAGUGUCGCCAGCAAUUUCAUGAGCUUCGUGGUGUUAGUGUAGAUAAUUUGAUCUACGUUAAGGAAGAUUUAAUCAUUCCCCAUCAUUACACAUUCUACGACUUUAUUAUCAACAAAGCACGUGGAAAAUCAGGACCGCUGUUCAACUUUGAUGUUCACGAUGACGUGCGAUUGACACAUGAUGCCACCGUUGAAAAAGACGAGUCUCAUGCAGGUAAGGUAGUCGAAAGAAACUGGUACGAAAAGAACAAACACAUUUUCCCGGCCAGCAGAUGGGAAGUCUAUGAUCCUGAAAAGAAUUAUGGCAAAUACACGAUCAAGGACACUAAUCAGAAUUAA
Molecule: messenger RNA, 999 nt
Organism: Paraglomus brasilianum
Lineage: Eukaryota; Fungi; Glomeromycota; Glomeromycetes; Paraglomerales; Paraglomeraceae
Source: the annotation of a GenBank genome assembly